AUGGCCGACGCUGCUGCUGACACCCCUCCUGCGGCUGCUGCCGCCCCGGCCGAGCCUCCUACCAUCCCGGCAGAGGCUCCUGCUGCCCCUGCUCCUACAGCCAGACCAGGCAAGAGGGCAGUCAAGAAUCAGGGCGGAGCCGCCAAGAAGGCCAAGACCAACGCUGCGGCUGCCGCAGCUCCGGCUUCCGCCGCCCCUGCCGCUGAAGCUGCUCCGGCUGGGACUCCUGCCGUGCCGGCUGAGGUAUCUGACGCUCCUGCUGAAGGCCCCGCCACCGCCCCUGCUGUAGCUGCGAAGGCCAAGAGGGCGCCGAGAGCUCAGGGUGCAGCUGCCAGGAAGGCCAAGACCGACACUGCCCCUGCAGCCUCUGCCCCGGCUGAGACUCCUGCUGUUCCCGCUGAGACCCCUGCCGCUCCGGUUGAGGACGUAGCCGCCCCUGCUGAUGUCUCUGCUGCCCCCGCUGCCGCUCCUGCUCCCCCGGCUGAGAACUCUGCUGAGACUGCCACCGCACCUGCUGUAGCUGCGAAGACCAAAAGGGCGCCGAGGGCUCUGGGUGGAGCUGCCAGGAAGGCCCAGACUGACGCUGCUCCUGCCGCCCCUGCUGAGACUUCUGCUGCCCCUGCUGAUGUUCCUGCUGCCCCGGCGACUGAUGCCAAGCCGGCUAAGCGGACUCCCAAGUCCAAGGAGGGAGCUGCCAAGAGGGUCAAGCCCGACCGUCCGCCUACCACGCAGCUGAUCGGCAAUGCCAUCGAGGCGGACAAGAACGUCAAGGGCACCUCGGUGAGGGCCAUCAAGAAGCACAUCAUGGCCAACCACAGCGUGCCCUCGGCGAUGCUGAACCGCAUGCUGCGGAAGGCGUUCGAGGCGGGCCUGUCGGGCGGUCAGCUAGCUCGUCCCAAGGGUCAGACCGAGGCGCGCGUUCUCUCCGGCCGCUACCGGCUCGCCACCAAGGAUAAGACCAAGCCAACCCAGAAGAAGGCUGUGACCAAGUCGCCGGCAAAGACUGUCUCCAACAAGCCAGCCAAGGCUCAGACGCCGUCGAAGGCUGCGGCCGCCGAGAAGGCGACGCCGGUGAAGAAGGUGACCAAGUCGCGCACCAAGGUGAAGAAGAUCACAGCAAAGAAGCCCGUUGCGAAGAAAGUGGCUGCUGGGAGGGUCGUUAAAGCGUAA
This is a messenger RNA of Amphibalanus amphitrite, 1170 nucleotides long. RefSeq names its product skin secretory protein xP2-like. The transcript has a single exon. The record is from RefSeq and is a predicted model, not a curated record. Bases 1 to 1170 code for a protein of 389 amino acids. Gene Ontology annotation, cellular component: nucleosome. Gene Ontology annotation, biological process: nucleosome assembly. NCBI's taxonomy places the organism in Eukaryota, Metazoa, Arthropoda, Thecostraca, Balanomorpha, Balanidae. Gene Ontology annotation, molecular function: DNA binding; structural constituent of chromatin.